This is a messenger RNA of Panicum virgatum (switchgrass), 1106 nucleotides long. Its product is annotated as protein PYRICULARIA ORYZAE RESISTANCE 21-like. The transcript has 3 exons. Bases 134 to 694 code for a protein of 186 amino acids. Lineage: Eukaryota; Viridiplantae; Streptophyta; Magnoliopsida; Poales; Poaceae. Gene Ontology annotation, molecular function: metal ion binding. The record is from RefSeq and is a predicted model, not a curated record.
UUGGCCAAAGCCUACAGAAGUUCAGAGCGAACUGUAGACCCUCUUCCCCUCUCCUCUCUCUCUGCAGCCGCCAGACCCGGGGUCCGGAGCCCGCACCGGCAAGGUCACGGAGCUUGGGGCGCAUCCGAUCCGCAUGGCGGCGGACAAGGAGGUCACCAUGGUCCUCAAGGUUGACCUUGAGUGCGAGAGAUGCAACAAGAAGAUCAGAAGGGUCCUCCAAAAGAUCCAAGACAAGAUGAACAUCAAACCUCCCAUGUUUGAUAAGAAGAAGAAUGAAGUGACGAUCUCCGGCCCCUUCGACGCCGACAAGGUCCGCCGGAAGCUCUACUGCGAGGCUGGCCGGAUCAUCAAGGAUAUGUACGAGGUCAAAGUGGCGCCCGAGGAGAAGAGGGACGGAGGCAUGGAGAAGGAGGAGGACGGAGGGAAGACGGCUGCGGCGGCGCCGCAGGCGGUCGACAUCCGCCCGCUCCUGAAGAAGAUGUUGCCGGUGGAGCGCCCCAACGGUAGGACCCAGCCGCCCCCCUGCACCUGCUGCUGUGGCUGCAGCUGCGGCAAGCAGACCACGCGGCCGCCGGCGCAGGGCGUGCCGUCCGUCUGGCCCGCGCCGGCCAGCUCCGUCGUCUCCGGCCAUGCAUACGAGGCGCCGUCGUCGUACUACGGCGUGCCGGUGUACAGCAUCGAGGGGUGGUACUAAUGAGGCGGCCACUGGCGGAUGCCGCACUGCCACCACCACCAGCGGUACGGUGCUGCGCGGAGGACCCCCAACGGCGAUGGCCAUGGGCCAUGGACAUUGGACAGCGACACCACCAUGGCCAGUGCUCAUGGAAAUUAAAGAAAAAAAAGAGGGAUCAGAAAGCUCUUGUUUAUGCUUUGUUGUGUUUUUUUUUCGAGUUUAUGCGUUGUUGUUUAUGCAUGAAUGCCUGCAGUUUUUGGUUUUUGCUUGUGCCUUCUCCCACUGUGCAAGUCAGUUAGCUCUUGAUGACAUCAUAUUUUAUUUUAUCCCUUGACGCCUUCUCUUGAUCAAGACCGCCGCUUGUAAUAUCCUGCUCCAGGCCAUGCCGGUAUAUAUGUGUCUGAGUGAAAGAUGUUGUUUGCUACUUCCUUCA